AUGUCUCCGCUGAAGACGUCAAUCCUGCUCUUAGCUCUGUUCCUCCCGUCGCUGCUGGCCACAGUGGACGAUGCCUUGGGUCUGCCCAGGACUGGUUCAUCUUCUCCAGACGGUGGCAACCGUAGCUCCAAGUGCCAGGAAGUCACCGAGUGCCAGGAAGGUGUAAUCUUACCUGUGUGGCUCCCUCAGAAUCCUUCCGUGGGAGAUAAGGUGGCCCGGGCCAUUGUUUACUUUGUGGCCCUCAUCUACAUGUUCCUGGGCAUGUCCAUCAUUGCCGACCGCUUCAUGGCCUCCAUUGAAGUCAUCACCUCGCAGGAGAGGGAGAUCACCAUUAAGAAACCCAACGGGGAGACUACAACGACCACCAUCCGUAUCUGGAACGAGACGGUCUCCAACCUCACCUUGAUGGCCCUGGGGUCGUCCGCCCCCGAGAUACUCCUGUCCAUCAUCGAGAUCGUGGGGCAUGGCUUCCACGCAGGAGACAUGGGCCCCAGCACCAUUGUGGGCAGCGCCGCUUUUAACAUGUUCAUCAUCAUCGCCGUCUGCAUCCACGUCGUCCCUCAAGGUGAGGUACGGCGCAUCAAACACCUGCGGGUUUUCUUCGUCACGGCGGCCUGGAGCAUCUUUGCUUACAUCUGGUUGUACCUCAUCUUGGCCUGGUUCUCUCCCGGCGAGGUGGAACUGUGGGAAGCUCUUCUCACCUUCCUGUUUUUCCCAAUCUGCGUCCUCCAAGCUUGGGUGGCUGACCGCAGACUCCUCUUCUACAAGUACGUCCACAAAAGGUACCGGACGGAUAAGACGCGGAAUCUCAUUAUCGAGAGCGAGGGCGACGUCGGCUACCCGAAAAUGGACAUCGAGAUGGAUAACUCGCUCAAGGAAGGAUCGGAAGGUCUGGGCGAUACGGGGAAGGAUCAAGACGACGAGGCCCGCAGGGACAUGGCACGCACCUUGCGUGAUUUGAAACAGAAGAAUCCCGACAAGGACAUGGAACAACUGAUCGAAAUGGCCAACUAUCAAGUACUGGUCCAGCAGCAGAAAAGCCGCGCUUUCUACCGCAUCCAAGCAACCCGUAUGAUGAUCGGAGCUGGGAAUAUCCUCAAGAAACACGCGUCUGAUCAGGCCCGCAAAGCGAUCAGCAUGCAGAAAGUCCAGACGGAGGAAGACGAAUCAGUGACCAGAGUCGGUUUCGAACCAGCUCACUAUCAGUGCUUCGAGAACUGUGGCUCUGUGGUUCUGACCGUGGCCCGUCGAGGAGGGGAUCUGGCCUGCGUCAGUGUGCGAGUGGAUUUCCGUACGGAGGACGGGACCGCGAACGCUGGCUCUGACUACGAAUUUGCAGAGGGUACCUUGCUCUUCAAGCCAGGAGAGACGCACAAGGAACUGCGAGUGGGGAUCAUUGACGACGAUAUUUUUGAAGAGGACGAGUAUUUUUACGUCCAUCUCAGCAACGUCAGGGCAGCCUGGGCCGAGCCGGGUCCGGCCCCCCCUCCGAAAGCUUGUCUCGCGCCCUCCAAGAUGGCCACUGUGACCAUCUUCGAUGACGACCACGCCGGUAUCUUUACCUUUGAGGGACCCUCUAAGCGAGUGAGCGAAAGCGUCGGCGUGGUGCACAUCAAAGUGCUGAGGACUUCGGGGGCCCGCGGGCGAGUGGCUAUCCCCUACCACACCAUCGAGGGCACGGCUAAAGCCGGCGAGGAUUACGAGGAAGUAGCCGGCAAGGUGGAGUUUCAGAACGACGAGACGGUAAGAUACAUCGAGAUUCAAAUAAUUGACGAUGAGGAGUAUGAAAAAAAUAAGAACUUCCACCUGCAGUUGGGACCCCCGGUUAUUUUGGACAUCGGAAUCCGGCACGGUGACACCAACGAGAAUCAACUGCCUGCAGGAGAGCAGGAAAAAAUUUCCAAAAUGGGGUACCCCACUUUGGGAGAAAACGCCAAACUUGAAGUUAUCAUUGAGGAAUCUUACGAGUUUAAGAGCACAGUGGACAAACUGAUCAAGAAAACCAACUUGGCGCUGGUGGUGGGAAGCAGCAGCUGGCGAGAGCAGUUCGUAAGCGCCGUCACGGUUAGUGCCGGUGACGAUGAAGACGACGACUCGGGCGAGGACCGCCUUCCUUCCUGCUUCGACUACAUCAUGCAUUUCCUCACCGUCUUCUGGAAAGUUCUGUUCGCCUUCGUGCCGCCCACCGAGUAUUGGUGCGGCUGGGCUUGCUUCCUGGUCUCCAUCUCCCUCAUCGGGGUGCUCACGGCCCUCACCGGAGACCUGGCCUCUCACUUCGGCUGCACCAUCGGCCUCAAGGACUCAGUCACGGCGGUGGUGUUUGUGGCCCUGGGUACCUCCGUGCCCGAUACCUUCGCCAGCAAGGUGGCCGCCAUCCAAGACCAGCACGCCGACGCUUCCAUCGGUAACGUAACGGGCAGCAACGCGGUGAACGUCUUCCUGGGCAUCGGCGUGGCCUGGACCAUCGCCGCCAGCUACUGGGCGAGCCAGGGGAAGCGCUUCGAGGUGCAGCCGGGGACCCUGGCCUUCUCCGUCACGCUCUUCACCAUCUUUGCCUUCAUCAGCAUCGCGGUGCUGUUGUAUCGCCGCCGGCCUCCUGUGGGGGGUGAGCUGGGUGGCCCCCGAAUCCCCAAACUUCUGUCCACCCUGUUUUUUGUCAGUCUCUGGCUGGUCUACAUCCUAUUAGCAUCUUUGGAAGCCUAUUGCCAUAUCGAAGGCUUCUGAAGCGGUAGGUUCGAAUCCAGGACUUUUGGGAAUCCGGAAAAGGACCUCACACCACUCAGAGGGACCCCCUCCUCAGGAUCAGGAUCACCCCCCCCCCUUUUUUUUUUUAAAUUUUCCUCUCUCUCCGCCGUCCAUCUUGCCAAAUUUUGGUGUCCGAUUUAAGGCGUCCUCAGCAGGGACUAGGUGGGAAUUCCUCCACCUCGGUUUUUGGAGCACCUCAAGUCACGAGUUCGAGACGGUGUGUCGGAGAAGACUGAAGGGGAAGGAGAAAUUUUUUUUGGGGGGGGGGGGGAAGCUGUCCUGUCCGUGGUGCGCCUGAAUGAGGGGUGGCAAGGAUGGGUCCGAUUUCUCUUGUUCUCCUGCAUUCGUAGAAGACUUUGGGCCUCGGUGAGAGGAAGCGCCUUCCGAACCGAGUUUUUGGAACGAAGGAAUUUUGCACAAAAACGAUCUCCUCUUGGUCUCCCAUCCGUGACGAGGAGAAGGGAAGCGGCCAGGCCGGGCCAAAAGGAGGGGACAAUCCCGAAACUGCCAAUUUGUCUCAAGCACAGGCUCUCUUAAAAGCCGAACCUUCGCGCUCGUCCGGAAAACAGCACAAAACCUCUCUCCCAACGGCAGAAAAAGAGGGGGGGAAGAUAGAUAAGCUGCUUUUCACUACACUUCCCCCGCCUUACGAUUCCUCCAUUUCUGUCAGCCAUUUUGGGGUGGAGCCCCAAUUUUUAUUUUUAUUAGCCUUGAUUUUACACACCGACCAAACAUGGAUAUUUUAUCUUUUGUGUGUCAUUUCAAAACUGAGCCAAAGUGGAGGUAGUCCUUCGCUUGCCACCACUGUCGGGUCGAUAAGCGGGUCGUUGAAUCGCGUCCAAUUUCAUCACCUGGUUUUGCUGCAGUCGUUAAGUGGAUCGCGUGGCCAUGAACCGAGCCAGGCCCCAGUUUUACUUCCGGUUGCUGCUAAGCGAACCAGGCGGUCGUUCCUUGAAUCGUCCCGGUUUUAACUUCCGUCGAAGCACGUCCUCUCGUUCACUGAGCCAGGCGCAAUUUUACUUUGGGGUGCGGUUAAGGGAAGCACGUGGUCGCGGGAGUCGUGCCCCGUCCGACAACCUCCUCCGGCUGCUGUCGUUAAGUGAAUCACAUGGUCGUUAAGUAAACCCAGCUCCCCCCCCAACCCGCUUUGCUGAGAAAACCGUCAUGGGUGACGACGCCUGCCUCCUCUUACGAGACCACCUUCCAACCAUUGUUAAACUUGGGGUCGCGACUGAAAAGACGACUGAACAUUGGGGUCACAAGUGUGUUCGGUAGCGUCCUAACUUGGGACAGGUCACUAAGCGGAUGGUUGUACGUCGAGGACGACCUGCAUUCAAAUUCACCUUCGUCAACUGUCGUGUCUGAAGCUGGAAUCACUUGUUUUCCAAGUAUUUUUCACCCCACUGUGCUCUUUCCAAAAUGCGGGGGGGGCCCUCAGGACACCCCACACACACAACUCUGUUUGCAUGGCAGCUUCUGUGCCCCCACCCCACCCCGCGGCCGAACUCGUGCCUCUCUGCGUCACUUUGUCCCAACGUCCGAAUGUCCAUCUUCGGCGCUUCCCUGAUGUCUGGUUUCCCCACCGAGUGACGUCGC
Thamnophis sirtalis is the source of this 4341-nucleotide messenger RNA. Its product is annotated as sodium/calcium exchanger 1. Gene Ontology annotation, cellular component: axon; postsynapse; sarcolemma. Gene Ontology annotation, biological process: cell communication; sodium ion transmembrane transport; calcium ion import across plasma membrane. The record is from RefSeq and is a predicted model, not a curated record. Gene Ontology annotation, molecular function: calcium:sodium antiporter activity. Lineage: Eukaryota; Metazoa; Chordata; Lepidosauria; Squamata; Natricidae.